Molecule: messenger RNA, 2036 nt
Organism: Uloborus diversus
Lineage: Eukaryota; Metazoa; Arthropoda; Arachnida; Araneae; Uloboridae
Gene: Pcif1
Product: mRNA (2'-O-methyladenosine-N(6)-)-methyltransferase-like
Exons: 13
Coding region: 231-2036 (601 amino acids)
Cellular component (GO): nucleus
Molecular function (GO): RNA polymerase II C-terminal domain binding; mRNA (2'-O-methyladenosine-N6-)-methyltransferase activity
Source: RefSeq, a predicted model, not a curated record
UUUGUGUACAUUCUACUAAAUGUUGUCAUUAGAUCGGAUCUGAGACAAAAAUACAUCAUUUGCUGAUUGAAAGUUCGGUUGAAAUGUGACUAAUUGACAUUUUAAUGACAAAUAAUGUUCUUAUAUUCUGAGUGCAUAUUCCUAAUUCUUCAACUUUUUUGGACAUCAUCCUUGUUGUCUGAACUGUCAAAGCUUGCAGAGUUGUGAAUUCAUCGGUGUAGUCUGAAAACAUGACCACAAUUCCUGUCACAAGAAAUCACUCUCUGGAUGAAGAAGAAAUACAUACCCUUAGUACUAGUCGAAUGUUGGAUCUUGAUGAACAUAAAUUCAGUGAUGUUAGUCAUGCUGAUUGGCUAGAAUCUUCACCUGCAGAUAUAAAACCAGUGAUUCCAUCACCUGUCCUUCGCCGGCACAAUUCCGUCCCAGCUGAAAUGCCUAGUGCUGCUGCCUCAUCUCCCUCUCCUCAAGGAGGACUGCAAUCUCCAAAUAGCUACGAUCCUGUUCAUGAUCUCCCCCAAGAAUUGCUGCUCGCUGGAUGGCGCAAAUUCUGGAGCAGGCGAGAGAACCGGCCGUAUUUCUUCAACAAGGUUACGAAUGAAUCUCUGUGGGAAAUGCCAAGACUGGGAUUUUAUGACCCUUCUACAGAUCCUUUAGGCAUUCAAAUGUCUCCAGGUGCAAGCGAGCCUCAUACUCCUGUAACACCAGUAACACAGCCACCAUUUCCUCGUAUUGAAAAAAGGAGGGCAUCUGAAGAUGGAGUCUCGCAAAGUCCCAAGAAAUUCUGUCGGAGUGGCUGUUGGAAUUUGGAAAUUCCUACCAAUGUUGUCAUAUGGGAACGUUCUCCUUCACUUCUACCUCCUCCGCAUCCAGAAGUUGAAGCAUACCGUGCAGUACUAGUUACGAAAUUAAGACAACAAUAUCAAGAAAUGUGCCAUUCAAGAGAAGGUAUUGAUGCUCCGAAAGAGUCACUUAAUCGUUGGUUCAUGGAACGCAAAACCAUCGACCGUGGUUGCGACCCUCUCCUUCCUUCCAAUUGUUAUCCAGAGAUAUCUCAGUCGAUGGUGAGAGAAAUCAUGAAUGACAUACCAAUCAAGCUAGUGAGACCGAAGUUUUCAGGGGAUGCUCGUAAGCAAUUGUCCAAGUAUGCUGAAGCUGCAAAGAAAAUGAUCGAAACCAGGAAUAUAUCGCCAGAGAGUCGUAAGAUAGUCAAAUGGAAUGCAGAAGAUGCUUUUCAGUGGAUAAGGAAGACUUUAAAUGCCACUUUUGAUGACUAUCUAGAAAGACUUGCUCAUCUGAAACAACAAUGUCAACCUCAUCUUGUAGAAGCAGCCAAAGACUCUGUUGACUCCAUUUGUGCAAAAAUAUAUCAUCUGUCAUGUGAUUAUGCUAAAAAAAUACGGGACAAGCAUUGGGCACUCUUUAGACAACAUGGUAUUGAAGAGAUUACAAGUCCUCUGCAAGUAAGCAUUCAUAAAAAGGUGUAUUGUUAUCCUGUACAAUUUGCAAUUUCAUCCCCUCACUUACCUGCUGUGCAGCAUCAUCCCGAAAAGGAAUACACUCUUUUGAGGUUCAAAGGAGAUGUUGUUCGAAUCAGUACUGUGUACUUCCAGAAACUGGAGCAUUUAUAUAGUCUAAAUUGUUCUGAUGAUCGGAAAUUUGAAAAUUUUCUUUCCCGUGUGUGGUGUAUGCUGAAACGUUAUCAAUCUUUUGCUGGUAUCAGUCACAAUGAAGGACAUGGCAUUCAGGGCUCACUCCCUGUUGCGGUCUUUGAUUGCCUGCACAAGCACUUCAGUGUCACCUUUGAGUGUUUUUCCUCUCCUUUAAACUGCUUCUUCAGACAGUACUGCUCAGCUUUUCCUGACACAGACAGUUUUUUUGGAUCCCGUGGACCUUUUUUAAAUUUCUUCCCUGUAAGUGGAUCAUUUGAGGCUAAUCCACCAUACUGUGAAGAACUGCUUGAUGCUACUUUGGUUCAUUUUGAGGAAGAGUUACCCCAGGCCCAGGGCCUAGUAGACAUGUCCCUUAAUCAGGCCUGA